This is a messenger RNA of Rhipicephalus sanguineus (brown dog tick), 1940 nucleotides long. RefSeq lists its product as uncharacterized. NCBI's taxonomy places the organism in Eukaryota, Metazoa, Arthropoda, Arachnida, Ixodida, Ixodidae. The transcript has 2 exons. Bases 108 to 1844 code for a protein of 578 amino acids. The record is from RefSeq and is a predicted model, not a curated record.
ACGUGAUUUGCGAAUGAUUCCUGCACCGCAGCACAUCGCCUAGGUAGUUCCCGCUUUCGCUCGUAUUGCCGUCCCUGCUGCCUGUCCCGUCGCCGACUGCCGACACAAUGCGCAUAAGGUUAAGCCCUUACGACGAUGUGGCGGUGUUGGAACAGCAGGUGAACGCUGUGGACCAGCCGGAAAAUGUUCACGAACUGGAGCUCACCAAUUGCGUGGUUGCGGACCCGGACGACCUUUGCCGGUGCGUAAUACGCUGCACGGAGCUUCGGAUUCUUUACUGCGUCUCGUGCGGGAUAAGGUUGAAGUGCCUGAUAUUCACUGUUCUGCCAAAGCUGCCGCACUUGAGCCACCUCGAGUUGACGCUCGACGAAAGCGUGGACAGGGAGGAGACGUUGACAAUUCUGGGCAUGCUGCGAGCCACCAAAACAAUUUCCGGGAGCAUUCGCCACUUGUACGUCGAAGUUUCCGGCUCGCUAAGAAUCCGAGUGCUCAGCGCAAUGUUGCAGAAGCUGCCGAACGUGACCGAACUGCACGUUCACAUUCUGCGCGAGGUGAUGAGCGAAGCGAUUCGCGGUGUCGAAAGUUUAUGGCGCCAGACUCACAGUGUGCAGUGCUUCAAGAUGACAUCCGAAACUCCUGUCGAAGCUCAGCGAGAACCCGCCGCGGAUAGGCCGUUGGAAGAACUGGAUUUCGGUAACUGGGCCAGCGUUUGCGGCAACCUCCUGGUUCGUCGAAACCCUCGCACCAGGAACUGCUUUCGCGUGAGCGAUUUAGCCGUUCUUGCCGAACCGCUGCAUCCUACCGAGCCGGUUAUCGUGGUGAUUAGCAACGACGAGGGGGUACCCACGCAAGUGCAAAUACGCGAAGCGGGGCUGCGGAGCCGCUGGUGCGACGUACGGAGCCUCACUCUAGUUCUCGUGAGGUCUGGUGAUGCUUCCCAGGAAGUUGCGCGCGCCAACGCCGACAUCGAGGGCGGGCUCGUGACCUUCUUCGGGCGUUUCAAGGGUGAUGCCGGCGGUAUCGGACACCUCAAGGAACUGAACCUGAGUUCCUUCCACUUCGAGGACGAGGUGGAUUUCAUGCACGUGUUGAGCGAAGCCGGUCUGACGACGCUCACUGCGCUCUCCGUCACACCUUGCGGCAUUUGGCACCCAGGUGCGCUGGGACGGCUGUCGACCACCUGCACCGAGCUGGACGACCUGGAUGUUCGCGUCUACACGACUUAUCGAACGUGUUCCCGCUGUUGGCAGCCUCUGGAACUGAGUGACGUGGCAGGCAGUCAUCUAAACCGAGGUCGGCUGACCUUCUCCAACGUGCCUGAUUUUGCUUCGCUUGACUUCCUGAGUACGUCCCACAUAUCCGAGCUUCGCAUGUCGGGCAAGUGCAAAGGCGAUGCGAUGGCCCACGUGAGGGCCGUGAUCCAGAAGGUGCGGCCAAAUGCCUUGCUGCGCUGUCUCGUGCUCAACUUUGAAGACUUGGACUUCGACCAAGACACGUUCAAGGACCUGCCGAUGCUCCUGGGCUUACGCUUCCUGUGUCUGCAGACGCCCAAUGUGCACAGCGUAGUCGCCGUGGAGGGCUUCAUCGAAUGGGUGGCCUCGCACUCGUAUUCGCUCGAAGUCCUGCACGUGCAUUUCACGCACAACAUAACGGGACUUACGGAGCGGUACACGUGGGUGCGCAACGCCGAGACAGCCGAGGAACUUCAGUCGGGCAACGACGCGAAUCCACCAGGUCCGAUGCCGGGCACAGUCUUUACCGACAGACCGUGCGUGAUCUGUUCGACGCAGACGUUCGUGGGGCUCAUCAAGCCCCACAACCGAGGCUCCAGGACGCAAGUGUAGAAUGCCUCGAGUCGUUUUGAUGACAUAACGGACGUUCUUCUUUCACGUUGAUUUGGCUCUCUGUACCCAAUAAACUGCUAAUUUCUUUGAAAAAAA